Amoebophrya sp. A25 is the source of this 4715-nucleotide messenger RNA. The record is from the annotation of a GenBank genome assembly. NCBI's taxonomy places the organism in Eukaryota, Dinophyceae, Syndiniales, Amoebophryaceae.
AUGUUGGGCUCCUAUUUUACAAAUCUAACUUUCCCACUUGUGUCAAGCUUGAAAUGUCUGAAAAUACCACAACCCCUUUCAGUUGGUUUCUCGUUCCUACAUAGGUGUAUUGCUCCUUGGAAGAGCUCAUUUUUUAUCGAAGAUUCCGCACCUACAACAGUGAAUAAAGACAAAAUGGACGACGUAGAUCUUGCUCCAGCGGCAGUCUCGCCGCAGAACAAGGAAUUGCCUGCGCAGAUAGCUGGCGGCGGAGGAAACCCGAAACGCAGCGAAGGAGAAUCUGCCUCACAAACAACUCCUUAUGGUGCAAAUGAUGCUCAUGUCCUAUUUUUUAUGGUUUCGGUAGGUACUUGCGCCCACGAACGAAUUUACUCAUUAUUAAAUAUCAUGUCAGGGAAAUGAAUGAUUAGAAAAAUCGUUUGCAUUCUGUGGCUGUGGCUGUGGUGGAUAGUCGAUGCCUCAUCCUGUUCUGCAGAUGUUGAGCUCUAAGUACCUCAGGGAGAAGCCGGUGUGGACGUCUUUUUUCACUCGGCGCCAACUGAAGUGCUGUGCCACUUGCUUUCGUUCUCAACAGCAGAAGAACUGGUUGCGUUAACUUCUACAAGCAAACUGCUUCGCACGCUAAUUUUACGGCUUCGAAGUGAAAGUUCGAGGUACUUAAAUGCGAGGAAGUACAGACAGAUGGAAGCGCUGCCUACUGCACUCCAUUUGGUUGUAACGGAAUGCUAUCUAUCAGCUAAAUUAAAGCCAGAGACUCCAUCGCACUAUCUCAAUAGAUAUAGAAGCAUUUUGUUGUCUGAAAUGAGAGUUUCGUACUCGUUAUUGUAGGUAACUUCAAAAUUCAAGGCUUCUACUUUGAAAAGCUCUCUAAGUUGAAGGCAGGAAGAUGCGAUCUGGCAACAACAGAUGCGCACGUAUGUUACCGGGUCAGGCGAGGAUGGCAUGCCCUCUGUGACACAAGCAGCGGCCAUCGCGAACUUGGUACAACCCAUUUAAUAAAUAUAUUUUUAUACUGUUCAAGCUGUUCCUUUGCAAUUGUCGUUACGGUGAUAAUGGUGAUGAUGAUGAUGAUCUGACUCGUUAUUUGCAUAUUUUUUAGCUUCUACACUAGCUACAUUGAUCAUUUGGAUUUCUUUGCUUUUUCAUUCCAUUCAACAUCUGCUAAAUUAUGUUUCGAGCUCCUUCAUAUAGCCUCCAUGCAGUUGCUGUAUCUUCUUGACAAUCUAUGUAUAUGUAUCAGGGCGAGGAAUUGCUGCAGCACUUUUGCAAAGGAAAGAGCAAAGGCGCGGUUGGUUAUGACUAAGUCGAGGUAACUUCGUUACCUGACGCUGUGGGUACACUACGUCCUAGUACGGCGGCAUUUCCUAGCGGUACUAUGUGGGGAAUUAUCAAGCUGACGACCGUGACCCAAGUUUUUUUCACAUUCUUCCACAAUUGGGACUUAUGGGCGAAAAUAUCUCUAAAUUGUCGUCGUUGGGGAGCCACAGCGCUGCGCUUCUUUCGAAUUAUUCGUGCAACUUCGGCUGAUCAUGCGCACGUGGCUGGAUUUUUCUUGUGCGGGCUUUCGCAUAAUUCUCAACGACCGCAUAUGGGAAGAGCACGCGAACACAAAAUUCCGCUGUCUCCUACUCCCGUUUGAUGUAGACGCGCUGCUUACUGCUGCCCGGUUGCGGCGAGUGCUUCCCCCGUUGAUUCGGGCUACGCUGUCCAACGGGCCACGUCGCAUAUGCAGCGAUCAGGCCGAUAUCUAAGGCUUGAGGUGUUAAUGAACACAUGUUUGCCAGAGCAGAUGUCUGAUAUUUUUGGACUUCAACGACAGAAAGAGCAUCUUCGAGUUGUAUUUGACUCAAUCAUGUCAACAACAGAUGGGCGUGUAGUUAGAGAAUCCAAACGAUUUUUCAAGUUGUUAUCAUGCCUCAGCGAAAAAGGAACCAGACACUCGAAGAGCAUAAUGAUAAGACUUGGCGUAUCACUUCUAAGAAACGACGGAAGAGUCCGGUCGUAAGAAUUGGUUGACUCCGCCGUCGCUUUCAGUAUUGCAGAAGGAUGGAGAGGACAACAAUUCCAGUGCGGUCGGCCGAAGCGCACGCCUGUUAUUCCAAGUGGGGCUGUUGAUAGGCGAUCAAGUUGCGCCACCGCCACCGGCUAUCGGCCACGAUUGGGCGAAUUUUCCGAAGCUCUACGAAAACGCAAGACAGUAUCAAAAACUGCAAAGGGAUCUCGGAUUAGCCGACGAACAGCAAGUGUUGGAAGCGGAAAUUGAAUGUUUGCGGUCUCUGCAGGACGAAGGAUCAUCCGAUACUUGCUCCCUCUACGGGAUACAGCUGCCGAAGGGUAUUUUUGGCGGGUAUCAAGUGUACGACCGUUUUACAUCCGGAUGGCAGGGACUACGAGGCCCAUCCGGUCAUAAGGUGCCGGCAGUAGUGUUGCGCUUGCAGCGCUUUCCAAGGUAUGGCAUAACAUGGUUGAUAGUGACGGGAGAAGGAUACGCAACUUUUUUGUUGGUCAUUGUGUAGUCAUACUGGGAGAAAAAGAAGAUGAUCAUUCAUAUUCUUGAUUCGUCUUCAUCUGCUUUCUCCCGAUGUUCAAUUUCAAGAGUAAAUAAAACGUCGCUCAGCCACCUCACUUUUUCCUUUUUUGCAUAGACGAGAGGGAGAGGCCAAUCAUCUAAGUUGUGGCAGUGAAUCUUCGUACAGAGAGGCCGCAUGCAGCUAUGGGAAUGCUGCCAUUGUGGGCAUGGGGAGCCUGUCUGGGGCCGCAAGGGCGACUAUUGCGCGAACCCCAAGUCUUAAUUCAUCAGGAAACGCUGGAAGUCUUCGAAGACGCGCGCACUGUGGAAGACCUCGUACCUAUUCCAUCCGAAGAAGAGGAUCUCGCGGAAGUUCGCCUCCAAUAUGCUGCUCCAGCUGGCAAGACUUUCUUUUAAGAAUAUCUAUAUCACUCCAUGCAUUUGUUUUUAACCUUCUUCACUGCAAGAGCAAGACGAAGCACAGGAAGACGCAUGUCAAUAGCCUGCCCAACUUAUCCCUUUAGGUUAUAAUGGUGGACGUGGAUGCAUUUCGGAAGAUGAUGACUGAUUGUCGAUUCUGGUCACUUCUCACCUCUAAUUUUUGGAAUAUCUGAACGAGUACGCCCGACGACUAGAAACUGGGGUUUACGGUUACAAGCCUUUAUAUCCAUCGAAGUUUGGGCCGGACAUUCGUGGCAUUUGCCUAUUUCCUCAAGCAGGUCCUGGCUUUGGUUCUCAAGUUACCAACUUCGUGCGUAUGGACGGAUCUGCGGUGCCUCUUUUAUGACUAACACUAAGUAAACAAGAAACAACUGAUCAAAGAAAUAGCAUUUGCAGAAAUACGGACAGAAAUGUCUGUAUGAAAUGAGCAACUAAUGAACGAAUAGCACAACGGAGAGUACUUGACAGGGAAGAGCUCCAUGUUUUUGUUUAUCGGAUGCAUGGCAGUUAUGAGACGACUUGACGUAUACACAGUACACGCAUAGCUCUAACUCUCCCCCAGGGUGAAGGUUUUGCAUACUCGUUGAGAUUUUCGCUCACUGGAACAGCAGAAGAGCGUGGCUUUGAUUCUUGCCAGCUGCGGACAAGGCGCAUCGACAUCCAGGUAGCCGAAGAUGAAGAUGAAAUAAGGCUUGAUGCUUGGUUUAGAAAAGCUAAAGUUCUCGUAUUCAAGUCCUCGAUGUGUCCCCAUCCAGGAGCAUACUCGAGAGUUAAAUCUGGAGGUUGAGGUGAAGAUGCUUAUCUUCCUAUUCCUGGUGCUGCGCUCUCACUCUGUUAUAUAUCUGUUACUCCAGCAACUUCAAUCGUGGUCUCAGUUUGACUCAUGGCAACUACACAUUCAUUAGCGACAAUUCAUCUAGUUCUACAGUCUUUAUUGAUAAUACGAAGACACCCAGGAUGGCGACUCCAAACAAAAAUGAUACUGUAAUAUCUGUCAUUUCUAUUUCCACAUCAAGUUCGCUGUCGCUCUUCGUCUAAAAAGUUCCGGUGAAGGGUUCCACAGCCUGCAUGGGCGUCCAACUGUUGGCCCAGCGGUUAUUGGCUUCCACCCACUUCUUGUCGAUGGGGGACACAUUCUUAACUCUUCGUCCGACCAGCAUGGCCAGUGGGAAUACAAAAAACACGGGACCAAGCUCAGCAAGUUACGAGUUUGGUAUGAGUACGAUAGGUAAAAAUCGUAACUAUUUUUCUUGUAGAAGUUGUACUUAUCAAUCUAUCAAGUUAUGUUUCAUUUGAAGAUGCAAUGUCCGUCGUGCAGCCAGGUCCACUUCUGGCUCUAAUUAUAGGAGGAUCCAAAAGCGGAGGAAAUGGUAAUAACGCUGCGGAAAGCGCAUCUUCAUCGAGCACCGCGUCUGGGGCUCCAGGGUCUACAGAUGACGAGGAUGCCGAAAUGGUUUGCUGCGAUGCUGCUCCGGAUGCUGAGAACACAGCAGAGUCCGCGGAUAACGGCAACAACAACACCAUUUCAUCCACGAGCACUCGAUGGAAAAACUUGGCUGCACUGAGUGGCGAGGAUGCGUACUUCAUUCCAGGGGAAUUUUCUUACCAAAGCAGAUCCGGUCCGAUCCCGCCUCGCCAUCGAGGCCGUUUUACUGGUGCCAUGGAGUUCGUUCCAGGCACAAUUGCAAAGCCAACGGGAGAGCCCUUUUGGGUGGACGUGCCAAAUUUCCCUCUGGAAUAUAUCGAUGGAUAUGCAUUCUACUGA